AUGAUAUUUCGCAAACGCCAACACGCCAUUUACCAAGAACCCAAUGUCUUGGAAUCUGUGGCCCAAUAUCACCACUUGUUUCGAUUGCCCAUUCUAUCGUCUCCUACUUUGCCGAGCACGGAACGGCAUCAACUACAAGUAUCCUUGCUUCGAGAAGAAAUUGAAGGACUAAAGACUGCUAUUGUGGAAAGCAAGAGUGAUUUAGUUCCAGCUGCAAACGCCUUUGCUAACUUGCAAUACGCUAUUGGAAGAGCCGUCUUGGAAUUUGGAAUGGGCGGCUUGUUUCUGAGCAUGUUUGAUGAAGUCCAUCGUGCACACAUGUCCAAGAUUUGCAACAGCCGAUCGGAAGCCGAGGCAACUCAACGGUUCCAUCGCAGCAAGAAAGGAAUAGAGAGCGUCAUUGAGACUGUGGUCCCUUCCUUGGGCCCAGAAGACGCCGCCACUCAAUCCAAGUGGCUCGUGCUCCGAUCCAAGGACCACAAGAUGCUGAAAUCUGUCAAAUACGCACCUGCCAACCUGAGUAUCAUUGUGACUCGGGCCAUGGAAGCUGCUGCACAAAGUGCCUCUUCCUCGGACAGCUGUAGCUCGCAUCAAUCGCUGCCACUCUUUUUCCUCAUGGCAUCGCCUGGAGCACUUUCUUCUGCAGCGGAACAUCACGCUGCCUUGAAUGGUUCCAUGGCGCCUUCCACCACGCCAAAGUUGCCAAACAAGGAACGUUGCCAAUGGCGACUCAGCAUUUUGGAAUCGAAACUAAAGGAACUCGAAAACGCCCUGGCCGGAGAGGAAUCCGUCUCGGAUGGCAGUGACGACCACAAGGAGACUUUGAUUCGAGUGGCUCACUGCUUGACCAACAUGCAAUACAGCCUGAGUGCUUCCGUUUUGGAAUUUGGAAUGGCAUCCCUCUUUCAAUCCAUCUUUGAUGAAGUCCAUAGAUCUCGCAUGAGCGAGGCUUGUGAGACGGUGGAAGAAGCUCAAGAGACGAUUCAACACUAUUUGAAAGAACAAGAACGCAAUCAGGAACCAGCACCAUCUGUACCUACUGGAACCAUUAUGGAGAGCCCGGAAGAAGAUGAUGAAGACGAAGAUGACGACUCUGAAUCCUCCGACUACUACUAUCGUCAACAACAGAUUCAGCACGGUGGCAUGAAAUGGCUUGUCUACCAACAAGGAAAGAACAAAGUUCUAAAGUCGGUCAAGCAUACGCCUGCCAACUUGAGUGGUAUUUUGAUCCAAUCUUCCUGCUAG
Molecule: messenger RNA, 1245 nt
Organism: Cylindrotheca closterium
Lineage: Eukaryota; Bacillariophyta; Bacillariophyceae; Bacillariales; Bacillariaceae
Source: the annotation of a GenBank genome assembly